GAUAAAUGACGUAACACGCAUGCGCUCUUGAGAAAAGCGUGUGUCAAACGCGAGCGAGGCAGAGCUACAGUUCAUCCAAACGCAGAUAAAUAUCCGGGCACAAAAGGAUGGCUGAAGAACAAGAAAUGUCUUCCCUGGAAAAGAAGGUGGCUGAACAGAUAGAGUAUUAUUUUGGUGACCACAAUCUCCCUCGAGACAAGUUUUUAAAGGAGCAGAUCCAGCUGGAUGAUGGCUGGGUUACUCUGGAGACGAUGCUCAAGUUUAACAGGCUAAAGAAUUUGACCUCGGAGGCUGCGGUUAUCGUCGAGUCUCUGCGGAAAUCGAAAACGGGGCUGCUGGAGAUCAGCGAGGAUCAAACCAAGAUCAGACGGAGCCUGAGCAAGCCUCUGCCCGAGUACACGGAGGAGUAUAAAGAUGCUCUCAAACACAAAUCGAUCUACAUGAAAGGCUUCCCUUUGGACACGACACUAGAUGACAUUAAAGACUGGCUCGCUGAUAAAGGACAUGUGGAGAAUAUUCAGAUGAGGAAAGGGCCACAGAAAACUUUCAAGGGCUCCAUCUUUGCAGUCUUGGAGUCAGAGGAAGCAGCUAAGGCCUUCGUCGCAAGAGACGACGUCAAACAGUUCAAAGGAAAUGACAUGAUUGUCCUCAUCAAAGACGAGUACUUUGCUAAGAAAGCAGAGGAGAGAAAGCAGGGCCGUGCUGACGCCAAGGCCAAAGCCAAGAGUGAAAAAGAAGAGAAGCAGAAACAGGCUGAGAAGGAGGAGAUGAAAUCUCUGGAAGAGCAGAGAGGCUGCGUGCUGAAGUUCUCAGGUGAACUGGAUCACGUUUCUCGAGAGGAUUUCCACAAGAUCUUCGCCGAGCACGCUCAAAUCAAAUGGAUCGACUUCACCAGAGGAGCUAAAGAGGGCACCAUCCUGUUCCGCUCGGACGCUAAGGAGGCCCUACAGAAGGCUCAGGAAGCAGCCGGAGGCUCUGAGCUGAAGAUUAAAGAUAAAGACGUUAAGUGGGAGGUGCUGGAGGGAGACGGCGAGCUGGACGUUCUCAAGAAGAUCCUGGAGAGCCAGCAGGAAUCGCUCAACAAGCGCAAAGGAGGAAGAGGAGGUCACAGGGGUCGCGGCCGAGGCCGGGGUGGCCGCAGGGACAGAGGAGGACGAGAGCAGACGCGGUUCCAGGGAAAGAAGACUAAAUUUGAUAGCGAUGAAGAAGAAGGUGAUGACGGCGAGGACGCAGAGCCAGUGGCGAAGAAGCGAGCCCUGGAGUCUAACGGCACAGACGCUGACGCUCCAGCCUCCAAGCAAGCGAAAGAAGAAGAGAAUGGCUCUUAAACACACGGUUACCUGUCUUCCUUCACGUGUACUGUAAAUAUUCCCCACGGUUACAAUCAGAUCUCUCAGAAACAUGUCCGCUGUGCCUGCUCACCUGCAGCUUCCCGUCUUUACCCAGAACUCUCACCGGACCGAGCUCUCGACUGAACGUCAUUUAUUUCCUGUUCGAUAUUUGUGAAUUUUGAGAAGGAUUACUGGCACAUGUCCUGAUUUUGCUAAGAGACCGCGUCUUUGAAUCGAACUGGCCGAUCGCAGACAUGAUCACAACGAUCAUCAAACCUUUACAUCCUGCUCAGUCCAGAUUGGUUUUAAGUGCCUGAUGAAUGUGAAGUUAGUAGACAGUGAGGUGUUGAUGAUGAAGCAUUGGGUGGAGGAGUUAGAGCACAGAACAGAUGAGCGUACUUUUCUUCUUUUUUUUCUAUUUGGAUUUUUUGUUUCCAAUUACUUGGUUGAAGUGAGCAGGUUUGUGAUUGGCUGAUAUAAUGUGUUAUUCCCCACCCCUUUUGUCCCUCAGAAAAAUCAGGAUGGCUGUAGUCAUGUGAUUUAGAUAUCAUUUUCAUCUGUGUAACUUUAUCACAUUAUUGUGUUUAGAAAAGCAAAGCUGCUGUUUCCUCUUCCUGAUCUCACAAGUUGUCCCUAAUGCAGAAGACUGUAGGCAGCGUACUGAGAUGGAGGGUAGUGUCUCAAUCAACAAUGCAUAUGUUUGUAAUAUAAUCACGUAAAGUGAUGAUCAGCACGAUACAUGGGUCAAUGGUCUCGCAUUGAUCCUGCUGAAUGACCUCAGGACGGGUCUGCGUUCCCUUCUGACCCAAAAAAAAAGAAAUGUCUCCAGACUCUUCCGUUGGAUUUCAGUGUCAGUUUUGCGCGUCAGCCGGAUAUGUUCUCUCGUGAUCUCAGAACUUGGUGUGAAAAUUAGUGUCUAAAGCCAGACCUUAGCUACUAUUAAGGGUUUUUAUUUUCUAUACCUCAAGCAGAGCAGAAUGAAAUCUUUUUUUUUUAAUUGGGUCAUCCCCCCCCGCCCCCCGACUGGAGCGUCUUACUCCAAAGUGCUAUUUUUAAUUCGCUUCUUUUUCUUUAAACUGACCCUGAGGAUUUCAACAUGAAGCACUCUGACAUUCUUUAUUACUUUGUUUAUCGUGUGUGAUCAAUUUAGCUCAUUUUCAUAUUUUGAAUUUGAAUAAAAAUAAGGAAAAACUCA
Molecule: messenger RNA, 2526 nt
Organism: Hemibagrus wyckioides
Lineage: Eukaryota; Metazoa; Chordata; Actinopteri; Siluriformes; Bagridae
Gene: ssb
Product: small RNA binding exonuclease protection factor La
Exons: 12
Coding region: 108-1328 (406 amino acids)
Biological process (GO): RNA processing; positive regulation of translation
Cellular component (GO): cytosol; cytoplasmic stress granule; nucleus
Molecular function (GO): RNA binding
Source: RefSeq, a predicted model, not a curated record